Molecule: messenger RNA, 1102 nt
Organism: Gamsiella multidivaricata
Lineage: Eukaryota; Fungi; Mortierellomycota; Mortierellomycetes; Mortierellales; Mortierellaceae
Product: FRG1-like family-domain-containing protein
Exons: 3
Coding region: 155-1033 (292 amino acids)
Cellular component (GO): striated muscle dense body; catalytic step 2 spliceosome; nucleolus
Molecular function (GO): actin filament binding
Source: RefSeq, a predicted model, not a curated record
GUUGCAUAUUGAUGAUCACACUUUUUUUUUUGUUGUCCGCGAGUUGUGCUUCGCCUGCCGUCACGUGGAAGACGCUCUGCCUUUAACCAAUGCCAACAUUGUUAUUUUUGCACCCCUCUCCAACCUUUUUAACCCUUCCAUUACUCACUCCACCAUGCCAGACGAAUAUGCCGUCAAGAAGAAAAAACUCACCUUCAAGGGCGAAAGCACAAAGACCAAGAAGAAGAAAAGAAAGGCCGAGGAUGACGCAAAGGACGAUGACAGCAGUACUAACCUCGAAGGCUGGGUCCCCAUCAAAUCCUUGAGCGACCUCGGUGGCCCAAUCUUCCUCACAUUCUCGUCCGAUCCACCCUCUUGUUUGGCAAUCGACGACAAAUCCAGAGUCGUCAUGAGACCUCUGGAAUCAUCACUAGUUUCCGCAGAUGAUCAAUCCACCAGUUCUGCACCCGUCUCCAUUGAAUCAUCAGAACCCACAGCUGUCAACCAAGUCUUUGUCGCAACCAUGAUCCCCGACUCGGAUCGCCUGGCGCUUAAGACCUUCAAUGACCGGUACCUCAGCUCUGACAAGUUUGGUAUUGUGUCAGCGGAUUCAGAGGCGAUUGGAAUGCAGGAAGAAUGGACAGCCAUCAUUAAACCAGAGGAAGAGGGUGGGAUCUGUUUUCAGAACCAUUACGGAAAGUUCCUGAGCAUAGAUGAGGUCGCCGCAAUGGACAACAGAGGCGGAGCAUCAUUAUCAGCAACAGCAGGAUUCCAGAUCCGGGCAGAUUCAGACGUGAUUGGGUUCUGUGAACUCUUUCAGGCAAAGAUCCAGGCAAAAUACCGAAAGAAGAUCAAGAAGUCGGAUGAGGUCAAGAUUGUCACUGAAGACUAUGAGGCCCAACAGAACCGCAAGUUUCAGACCUGGAAUCACGGUCGUGUAAUAGUCUCGAAAGAUGAUGUGGGUGAACUCAAAACAGCCAGGAAAGAAGGUCGCUUCUCAGAGGCACUUCUGGACCGCAGAGAAAAACUAAAGUCGGAUCGUUACUGCAAGUGAAGACAAUGCUACGCAUUCGUUCGUAUGAGAAAUAAACAAAAGCGAAAACCCCUUGCCGACUUCAUACUG